Molecule: messenger RNA, 4688 nt
Organism: Eriocheir sinensis (Chinese mitten crab)
Lineage: Eukaryota; Metazoa; Arthropoda; Malacostraca; Decapoda; Varunidae
Product: carbohydrate sulfotransferase 4-like
Exons: 7
Coding region: 1070-2470 (466 amino acids)
Biological process (GO): N-acetylglucosamine metabolic process; sulfur compound metabolic process
Molecular function (GO): N-acetylglucosamine 6-O-sulfotransferase activity
Source: RefSeq, a predicted model, not a curated record
UAUCAGGAUCAUAUAAACAUUUUGUCCCCCAAGAGCAAUUAUUUAACAAGGCUUUCGUAUAUGGGAGUUGUGGGCAUUUCCAGGAGUAUAGUUUUAUGACCUUAUAAUUCGUAACCGUAUACUCAGAUGCCUUUUGUCCUGGAGUACCCUUUUUCACCGAGCGACUCUCUUCCUGACCUCUUCCAAUAGAUAAUCCGGUAUUCAUAACGCAGCGCAGAGCCUUACGGUCAGCGGGUUGCAACCUCUUCCUCGCGUCCCUCCGUACGCAUACAAUCAGGAAGCUUGUGUCCACGCUAACCUAUUUACCUAACGUCUUGAUGCCUGACCUCUCCUUCCUGCGUUCCCGUGAGACAAUCCAGCAAGUAAGGGCAGCGCAGGGCUUACGGUCAUUGCCUCACAACGUUUUCCUCGCCUCUCUCCGUAUACAUACACUCGGGAAGCUUGUGUCCACGCUAACCUAUUUACCUAACGUCUAUAUGCCUGACCUCCUCUCCUUCCUCCGUUCCCGUUACAAUCCAGCAACUAAGGGCAGCGCACGGCUUACGAUCAUCGGCUCACAAGUCACGUCCUCUCUUCCUCGCCCCUUCCCGGGUAAGCGUACUCUCGAAUCUAGUAUCUCAGAGCACCUAGCUACCGCCCCUUUCCACCUGCCUGACCACCGCCCUCCCCACGCCCCAAGAAAGUCACCGUGAAGAGUUGCCAAGUGCAGCCGGCGGAGAACUCGCUCAGAAAGGCCACCCCUGCCACCGAGCCAGCACGAGGGGCGGCGAGCGGGAGCAACACGGCAAUCUCGGAGUUCGUCAGUCGGCUGUUGCUCUCGCCGCUGUUGGCACGUGUGUGAGCGUGUGUGUCUGCGCCUUCAUGAGUGCGUGGAUGUGUGAGGUGGCUCCCCCUUGGCGUCUGCAGCACUCCGGGUCUUGGCGCAGAGGUUUUGCGGCAUAGCGAGAACCAGGCGAGGAAAGAGGAGGUGAUUCAAGGCUUCCUCCUCUUCCUCCUCCUCCUCGUCGGCCUCCGUAGGUCCAUCUGCUCCUCCCCCUCCGCUCCUCCCCCUCCUCGCGCCGCCAACCCCAUGGAGAAGAGGCGGCUGCAGCAGGCGUGGUUAUCGCUCCUGGGCAGUAGGGCGCGCCGGUUCCUGCUCGUGUCCCUGCUGUUCAGUGCCCUGCUCGCCGCGCAACUCAUCACCAGCUACAGCAAGUCAGCACCAACCACCACUGUACCAGACGAUGACGAGGCCACGGCAGGAUCUCCGGAGCAGCAAGCCACGUUGAAAGCGGCCUACCCCACCGUGAAGAACCUGAACAUGAAACAGAGACAAGCGGACGCCACACGGGCCCGCCUCCUCGACGCUUUCGCCAACCUCGAGACCCGCGACCUGCAGAAGGCGAUGAAGCUGUACGAGUCCACCUGGAACUCGGCGGCGGUGCAGAAGGCGAGGCUCGAACACGCCGUCAUGUCCCUGAAGAUGACGCUCCUGGAGGAGGUAAGCGCCCAUGGGUACGGGGACCUCAUGGCAGCCGCGCACCACGCCCGCCCUCUGUCCGAUACCCCACGCCCGGGCCCGCUACAGGUGGUGAUAGCGACGACGUGGCGGUCUGGCUCCACCUUCCUCGAGGAGCUGCUAACCUCGCACCCCGCCGUCUACAACCACUACGAGCCGCUCAUGCAGUUCGGCCUCAAGCAGAUCAGAGACGGGGAGGAGGCGAUCAGGGCGCAGAGGCUGAUCCACGACCUCCUAUCCUGCAGGUACCAGGGGCAGGAGGAUUACAUUCGGACGGCGCGUGAGAUCCGAGAGCUCCUGACGCGGAACAAACAGGUCUGGAAGGUGUGCAGCGCCGAUGACUUGGGCGACGCUCUCUGCUUCAACGACACCUUCCUCACGCAGGCCUGCCUACUCUUCCCGUGGAGCGCCAUGAAGCUCGUACGCCUGCGACUGCGACUGCUACGGCCGGUGCUCAUGGAUUCGACCCUCAACGUCCGUGUGAUCUACCUGGUACGUGAUCCGCGCGGCGUCAUCAACUCUCGCACCGAUACCGUCCAGUGGUGCAAGACUUCCGACUGUAUUGACCCGCAUUACCUCUGCCGGGACAUGGAGGAUGAUCUCAAGGCGGCUCGUGACCUGCAGAAGUCGUUCCCAGGGCGGGUUUACAUCCUGAGAUACGAAGACAUGUCCCUCAACCCUGCCAAUAAGACGCGGGAGCUCCUCAACUUCUUGGACUUCGAUUUCGACCCCCACAUGGAGGAGUUCUUAUCGUCGCACACCACCAAGAACUACGACAAGCCUUGGAGCACUUCGCGGGACUCCAAGACGCGGGUGACCUAUUGGACUUCGAAGCUGGGCCACGAUAAGCUACGUGAUGUGCAGACCGCGUGUAGCAGUGUCAUGGCGAAGUUUGGAUACCUCGCCAUCAACUCCACGAGCGGCGUCACUGUUGAUAAGAUUCUUGGACCUUUUAAGAUGCCCUCCUCGUGAGCUGGCGACAGGGAGGCCUUCGUUUGGGUCUUCUGCAGUCAGUAAAGAAUCCAGUACCGUAGAACUAUCGAGGUUAGAGUUGCGGCAAAGUGAAGUCCAUCAUGUUUAUUCUUCGCUUCAUGGUUCGUAGGAUGUUCGAUAAGGAUUCCGCGCGCGUACGAUUCCUAGCACAAGCCUUACGAAAGUGUCCUUGAAACAUCGAGCUCAGAGUACAAUCAGUUCGAAGAGCAUCAUGUUCAUUCUUCGCUUCACGGCCCGUAUAGGGUGUUCGAUAAUGACUGUCCGGCGUACGAUUCCUAGCACAAGUUUUAUGAGUCUGUCCUUGACCAAGUGCAAUAGUAGCAGUGCCCGCGGAGCCAGGAGGUCGCGGGGCGCUGCGAACCGAGGCUGUGAACGAGGGACUAAUUACUUCUUAAGCUUAACUCCAUUCCUCCGAGCUCAAGUACAGCUUCCGGAAGUGUCACGGCCGCGCAGACGGUAAUGAGCAGCUAAUGAUCACGUACUUCGCUGUCUUAGAGGUCAAAUGAGUGUCUUGUGUGACGUUUGAUGGCAGAAGGGAAGGGUUUGUGGGUCUUGGUGCCUUUUGUCUUCCCUUCACGGCCAUACAGACAUUAAUGAUCAUGUAACUCACUGUCUAAAAGGUCAAAUGAGUGUCUUGUGUGACGUUUGAUGGCAGAAAGGAAGGGUUUGUGGGUCUUGGUGCCUUUUCCCUUCAAGACCAUACAGACGGUAAUGACCACGUAACUCACAGUCUAAAAGGUCAAAUGAGUGUCUUGUGUGACGGCCAUUGACUCUGUUUUUCGUUUGAUGGCAGAGAGGAAGGGUUUGUGGGUCUUGGUGACUUUUCUCUUCCCUUCAAGGCCAUACAGACGGUAAUGACCACGGAAUUCACUGUCUAAAAGGUUAAACGAGUGUCUUGUGUGCCGUUCUUUGAUUCAGAGUCUCGUGUGACGCAAGAAGGGAAGGGUUGAUUGUCUGUUUUGGUGCCUCGUCUCUGUCUCCCUCCCACCAACACACCGGUACGAGCUUGUGAACAAUAUAGUGACCCCUCAACACCCAGUUUUCUGUGCGUCUCGAGAGUUUGUUAUGGGUGGAGCACGUAAAAGAAAUAGAGAAAGAAAAUGAGGGAGAGGAGGAGGAGGAAGAGGAAGAGAAAGAUUAGGAGGAAGAGCAAGAAGUAUAAAAGAAGAAGAAAAGGAAAAGAAGAAAGAAGAGAUGAGCAGGAAAAGAAAAGGGAAAGAGGAAGAGAACGAGGAGGAGAAAGAAAGGGAUGAAACAGAGAAAGAGAAGGAAAAAGAAAGGAAGGGAGAAAAAGAGAAAAUGAAAUAGGAGGAGGAGGAAGGGGAUGAGGAAAAAAAGAGGAACAAAAAGACUUAGUGAAAGAGAGAGAAAGAAAAAGAGGAGGAGAAGGAGAAAGAAAAAGAAGAAGCAAAAGAGGAGGAGAAAAAGCAGAAAGUGAAAAAUGCAAAAGUUAACAUCAGGGUUCGAUGGCCUCGCCUCGCUGGCGUCAGGUGCGGCGGGAGAGCUUCACGCAUUCAGUAAACACUCGUGCUUGCCAAAUGCAUCUCCGGGGGGUAGAAUGCACAGCCACGGAGCGACGGUGCAAAGAGGAGACUGAAAAACGAGAUAAAAACCCUUCACGGUGCAUUAAACCUCGCCAGGACAAGGUGGGAGGCGCUUCAAUGCCGUCUGUUGAAAAGGGACGUUACUAGGUAAUCACACGAAGCUCUGUAGGGUUUAGUGAGUGACUUUGUGCCUUACUAUAGCGAACACGAUUAAUUCUUUAGCUUAUCUUGGUUUUUACGCGUUGUGGGUCAUUUAACAAAGCGACACGGAUGAGGGAAGAGACGGGACCGCUUGGUAUGAUAAGAAGUAGCGUUUUAAUGGUCUUACUAUAGUGAAUACGGUUGAUUCCUUCGCUUAUCUUGGUUUUUACGCGUUGAGGGUCAUCUAGUAGAGCGACACGGAUGAGGGAAGGGAUGGGAACGCUUGGUAUGAGGAUGAAAAGCGUCGUGAUGGACACAGGAAAUGUUCAACGUAAAAAUAGAUUCCUCCGUGCGCGCCCCUUCCUUCCUCGCCUUCCCUCCUUCCCUCCCCUUCCUUCCCUCGCCUUCCCUCCUUCCCUCCCCUUCCUUCCCUCGCCUUCCCUCCUUCCCUCCCCUUCCUUCCUCGCCUUCCCUCCUUCCCUCCCCUUCCUUCCCUCGCCUUCCCUCCUUCC